GCAGAGUGUGAACUGCUCCAUCGGUGAGAGAUCAUAGCUACGGAAUGUCUUAUAGGUCUUCUUCUUCUUCACGGGCUUCUUGCGCAUGCCUCCACCACCGCCACCAGACGCAUGCCGGACCUGUGGUGUCGCAACCGAUGGCACGAGGAAUUUUGGUAUUGUCGAGGCGACCGUUGGCCUGGCUGGUGUGGACAGGCUGAGCCUUGCCAGAGAGGCAACGCAAUGAUGUGUGGAAGCCAUUGCGAGCUGUAGGACACAAACGGCGACGUCGUGAGCCUCCGCCUCUCUCUGUCGCUGUCGGUUGCGCUGCUUCAGAAAAAAGUUGGACCCCGGCCCGUUGAGGUUCGUUGCCUUGAAUGUUAGGCUCAAACCAAAUGUUCAGACAAGGUCCUGAGAGCUUCGGUUUUCACCGCCUUACCAAAACCGUUGGCGCUCGCGGCAGAAACCCCGCGCUGGGAUGGGUGAAUGUGGGGCUUUUUUGCUGCCCCUCCAAAAUCCCAGACUAUCAUCGGUGACUGUUUUCUCAUCACGUCCCCUAUUCCUAUACUCACCACCCUUACCCACCGUCCACCAUGAAGCUGGAAGAGCUCCAUCCCAUUGAGGCCCUCCUCACGGCCGAUUUCCGCUCAAUCGAGCCUCGUCUUCAGUCCCUCGAUAAGCAUCUCAUCCUCCGCACCUACCUCCAUGGCUACACUCUUAGCGAGCUGGACACCAAGGUCUGGCAGGCCCUCCGCGGCAACCGCGCCGCUUUCUCCUUUAUCAAGCGCGGUAGUCUUGUCAACCUCGCUCGCUGGUUUGAGUUCAUCGAGGUGAUGCACCCUGAGAUCCAGGACGAGAUCAAGGCCAAGGAUGCUGCUGCCAAGGCGAAGGUCGCUGCUGCCAGCAAGGCCGGUGGUUCUUAUGCUCUUAAUCUGCAGAAUACAGACCAGGGCGUUGUUACCAGAUUCUUGCCCGAGCCUUCGGGAUACCUCCAUAUUGGACAUGCCAAGGCAGCUCUUCUCUCCUGGUACUUUGCCCAGCAGUACAAGGGCCAGCUUCGCCUCCGUCUCGAUGACACAAACCCCGACAAAGAGAAGGAGGAAUACCAGGAUGCCAUCAUCGAGGAUCUUGCCAUGAUGGGCAUCAAGUGCGAUACCCUCACCUACACCAGUGACUACUUUGAUUAUCUUUACGAUAUGGCGAUCAAGAUGAUCAAGGAGGGACAUGCCUAUGCCGACGAUACCGACCAGGAAACUAUGCGCAACGAGAGAUGGAACGGCAUCGCUUCCAAGCGCCGCGACACGCCAGUGGAAGAGAACUUGCGCAUCUUCGAGGAGAUGAAGAAGGGUUCCGAGGAAGGCGUCCGCUACUGCCUUCGCGCAAAGCUCUCGGUCGACAAUCCCAACAAGGCCAUGAGAGAUCCUGUGAUCUACCGUUGCAACGUGGACACGCCUCAUCACCGCACCGGCACCAAAUGGAAGAUGUACCCCAUGUACGAUUUCGCUUGCCCUGUUGUCGACAGCUACGAGGGCGUCACCCAUGCCUUGAGGUCCACAGAGUACACCGACCGCAACCCUCAGUACGCCUGGUUCCAGAAGACCCUGCAGAUCCGCAAGGUCCAUAUGUGGGAUUUUGCGCGCAUGAACUUCGUCAAGACUUUCCUCUCCAAGCGCAAGCUUGCCAAGCUCGUCGAUACUGGAAAGGUUUGGGGAUGGGAUGACCCCCGCAUGCCCACCAUUCGUGGUGUCAGGAGAAGAGGAAUGGGCAUCGAGGCUCUGCGCGAAUUCAUUAUUGCUCAGGGACCUAGCCGCAACGUUGUUACCAUGGACUGGACCAAGUUCUGGGCUACCAACAAGAAGCACAUUGAUCCUAUCGCUCCCCGCCACACUGCUCUCCUAAAGAAGGAUAUUGUCAAGGUGCCCGUCACAGGCGCCGAGGCUCCUGCUCAGCCCUUCCAGGAGGACAGACCCAAGCAUCCCAAGAACAAGGAUAUCGGUACCAAGAAGGUGGCGUUUGGUCCCGAGAUUCUGCUUGAUCAAGCCGAUGCCAAGAGCUUCAAGGAAGGCGAGGAGAUCACUCUCAUGGCUUGGGGCAAUGCCUUUGUUCGCAACAUUGCUGAGGGUGAUCCCAUCACCUCGUUGACGUGCGAGCUCAACGUGGCAAAGGGCGAUGUCAAGACGACGGAGAAGAAGGUUACCUGGCUCGCUUCUAGCCAGACUCUUGUGCCUGCCGAGCUUUGGGACUUUGACUACCUUAUCACCAAGGACACGCUGCAGGAGGAAGACAACAUGGAGGACUUCCUGAACCCCACCACCUCUACUAUGGAGGAGGCGUUCUGUGAUGAAGCUACGGCCCAGCUCAAGAAGAACGACAUCAUCCAGCUGGAGAGGCGUGGUUACUACCGUGUGGACAAGGGUCUCGAUGACUGGAAGGAGGGUGAGGAGAAGAGGCUUGUCCUCUUCAACAUCCCGACUGGCAAGACUGGAUCCAAGUAA
This is a messenger RNA of Podospora pseudocomata, 2474 nucleotides long. RefSeq lists its product as uncharacterized. Gene Ontology annotation, molecular function: ATP binding; glutamate-tRNA ligase activity. NCBI's taxonomy places the organism in Eukaryota, Fungi, Ascomycota, Sordariomycetes, Sordariales, Podosporaceae. Gene Ontology annotation, cellular component: methionyl glutamyl tRNA synthetase complex; cytoplasm; cytosol. The record is from RefSeq and is a predicted model, not a curated record. Gene Ontology annotation, biological process: glutamyl-tRNA aminoacylation; translation.